This is a messenger RNA of Podospora pseudopauciseta, 3924 nucleotides long. RefSeq lists its product as uncharacterized. Gene Ontology annotation, cellular component: nuclear pore. NCBI's taxonomy places the organism in Eukaryota, Fungi, Ascomycota, Sordariomycetes, Sordariales, Podosporaceae. Gene Ontology annotation, molecular function: structural constituent of nuclear pore. The coding region runs from base 1 to 3912 and encodes 1303 amino acids. The transcript has 2 exons. The record is from RefSeq and is a predicted model, not a curated record.
AUGCUCCCGCCUGUUGUGUCUUAUCAGCUUAUCAGAAAACCCACCCUAGCUCAGCCCGGGCCAUUCUGCCCAGUCUUGCUCAGAGCUUCCUUGCUUGCUUGGCAAGGCGGCCAGAAUUCUGCCCUCCAAAGCUCAAGAACCGCGACCACUCUACCAGCAACGAAACGCGACAACGCCCCCGGGAUCGUCGAUUGGUCGUUAAAAACAUCACAUGGGGUCAAGAUGCCCUCCAGGAAGUUUGAGAUACUCUACAAAGAGGCGCGAUUGAAUCUAGAGCCUGCUUCGUCAUCGUCUAUUGUGCAGCUCCGCGUCGCACCGCAAAGCGCCUACGGACGGGCGAGCUCAAACCGAACCAGCACCGACGACGAGAAGGGCUACCGGUCAAGGAGCCUUGCGACUGCCUCCUCCAUCUACCACCGAAAACACCACAAGUCUCCCAGAGCAUUCCUCUGGCGUGUCCUCGAAAAUGGCACCAUUCUCAGCAUUCGCGUCGCCGAUGUUUGCAAGCAGCAACAAGUCGUCGAUGCGCCAUUGAUUCUCAACCUUCGCUUCCCUUCUGCGAUACACAGUUCAUGCAUCGGCUUUGCAGACCCAAAGGAUACCGAUUCGUUGUGCGUCUUCGUUGUCGACCAGUCGAACCAGCUGUACUCGAUCACACUGCGACCUGAGCUCUUCCGCAACAAGACAACGAGUGACGGGGGGCUGGGAGAUGCUUGCCGGGUAUACUCGCCGCCAGGGUUUGGGUUUAAGCACCCGCAUCGCCUUGCGGUUGUCAACUCUGAUCAGUUUAUCGUCACUAUGCAUGACGGCGGCAUCUUGAAGUUUGACAGAAACAAGACACACGAUGUACAUGCGUCGCCUUGGAAAGAAACCAUUUACAAUGUUGCCGGCUGGGGACAAAGUCUGCGUGGGCUUGUUCCCUUCCAGCGAAACCCGACGGUCCGAUACGAAAAGAUCAACAUGGAGUUGACAGCGGCCGUAUCGACAGCAGUGGUGACCAUGGGACUCGAAAACACCGCCUUUCUGUUCACGAUUUGCUUAGAUCACAGAAUGAGGGUGUGGGACGUGCGCACAGGUUCAAUCUUAUACACUGGCGAUAUCUUGAAUGCGAAUAGGGAUGUGCAGGAAGGGUCGUCAUGGAACAUCAAUCCUUCGCAGAGCAACCUAAUCCGAAUAGAGGAAGGCGCUCGUGGCGAGUGUCUGGUUACGACCUUUUCGCCUGUCGGUAACGGCGAGUUCAAGUUCUGGAAAGUCAAGGCCAAUGAUCAGGGGUCGAUUCAUGUUGCCGACUACUUCCCAGGCCAGCAAUUGAUUCCUCCGAGCCCAUCCUCGAUGGAUGUCUGGUCAAUGGCCGACUUCGCCGUCAUGGGUAAAACAGAAGGGCCGGAACUCUGGGCUUUGUGGAAGAACAACACCAGCUAUCGCGUGCACAGGCUGCAAAUACACCCACGGAACGGCAAUCGGUGCUUUGAUGACGGGUGGAAGACGGUUUAUAUUGAAAACUCGGUACCAACAGUGGAAGCUUCGGGGCCAUGGAACUCGAUCGACUCCACUGAGAAAUGGCUCGAUCUUAUCUUCUUCCCUGGGAGAUUCUCCAAGGCUACGCUUGAAACUGCCCUGGCCGUUUAUGAGAAGGGACUGGGUACCUACAAGGAGACAUCUUCAAGAGCGGGCAAGAGUAUUGUAGAGUCCAUCUGUUCUGUUCUGGGGUCCACGGCGGCAUUGGGAAAGUCCUCAGCCGGCGGUGCUGAUUACGAGCAGUUCAGGGGUACAAGCGAAACGCAGUGGAUGCGGUUUUGGCGUCUUUUGCUUGAGCUUGACAAGCAAAGGGGCGAAGCUCUUGCACUGAUAUAUGAUCCGGAGGAAGAAAUGGUGUGGACUGUAUGCGCAGACUUGCUUGCUGCCGUAAGGGAAUGCAGCGAUAUGGACCGUGUUUAUCACAAUCUUUCGAGUCCAGAGAAGAAGGAUGAGGAUGUCGCUGCUCUGGUUGCUGCCGGCCUCACAUUUGUGGAAGGUCUUAACGACAGUACAUCCCAACUAAGCCACGCUGCCCUUCGAGCCGAGUUGUUCCAAGAGUCUUCGCUGCCGGACAGUGAAAGGAUGCAGCUGUUCCUAGAUCGGGCAGGGUUUUGGUCAUCGGUCGGGGAUGACGAUAUCGCCCAAGUCACCGACAUUCUUGGUCAGAACUACCGGACAGUAACCUCUCGUCUGUAUGAGGAUCUGUUUGAUUUGAUCACAGCCACGAGCGACGCCAACUCACAGGAGCUUAGAGAGCAAUUCACUGGGUUUGGGCGGAAGGUCAUUGUCCGCUCUGUUCAAGAUACAGUCGAGCUUCACCGGAGAAUUCUCUUCAGUCAGCUGGUACUUCUCGUUCACAUGGAGUUUGAUAUCGAAAAUGAAGAGCAAAGCCCACUUCACUCGCGGUUCGACGUGGGUUCCAUCUACCGGCGAUUAAUCGGGGCUCUCCGAAGACUGGAGCAUCUGAGGUGGAUGGUCAAGACAGAGCUGAACAUUCCAGCCAGAGUUGCGGUGGUGUCUGGUGUUUCUUCUCCUCAGUUAGCCAAGCGUGGACAGGAGGAGACACACACUGUGACAGCCCUGGAGGGGCUUACAGGUCACCUCUAUGGGUUGCCAGAAGAUAGCAAUGAGCCACUAAUUUCCGCCAUCACGGACCUGGUAUUGGACCUCUGCGCCCCUGGCAGCACGACCAUCCUCCAGACGUGCCUUCUCCAAUGCGGCCUGCUCAAACAUGACCGACCAGAUCUUGCACUCGAGCUCAAGCCGUUCGCCGACCAGGAUCCCUUUUCCAUUUAUAUCCAAGGUCGUGUCUUCCUUGCACACAAGGAUUACGACACCGCUGCCUACUACUUCAGAAGAGCAGCCAUUGGCCUCAGCAUCACCAUGAAGCACAUGGAUCGCCACAGCUCCGGCCUGCUCGACGAUACAGAAUGGAACCUACUUAACACUGGGCUCCCCAAUUACUACAGCCAUAUCGUCUCUCUCUUCGAACGCCAAAAGGCUUACUCGUACGUCGUGGAGUUUUCCCGCCUGGCUCUUCAAUUCGUGCAAACCGGUGCGCAGGACACAGCAAGCAUUAAGACUGAAAUGCUGAGCCGUCUGUUCACCGCCUCCACGGCCAUCUCCCACUUUGAGGAAGCCCACUCUGCUCUCCUCCAAAUGCAGGACGAAGCCCUGCAGAGAUCCUACCUCCGCAAGCUCGUCGAGAAGAUGUGCGAGACGGGCCAAAACAAGCAACUCAUCAGCCUCCCCUUUUCCGGUCUGCAGCCCAAGGUGGAUGACAUCCUCCUCGAGAAGUGCAAAGCCACCCGCGACGUCCUCAGCGGGGUACCCUACCACCAGAUCCUCUACGCCUGGAGAAUCAGCCACAACGAUUACCGCGGUGGCGCCGCCAUCCUGCUCGACAGGCUCCAAAAGCUCCGCCAGGCAGGCGAGGGCGACAAGAUCAACAGCGUCAACGGCGACGCGCUGGACACGCAGGUCACGAGGCAGUAUCUUCUUUUGAUCAACGCGUUGAACUGCGUGCCGCCCGAGGAAGCUUACAUUCUGGAGGAUGUCUCUUCCGAGGAGAAAUCAACCCCCGCCGCUCCUAGAAUUAACAACGGCGGCGGUGGUGGUGAUGACCUCGACGCGCAGCUGGAGGAUCUCUCCAAGAAGCUCGAUGUCGAGAACGGUGUGAAUGGGGAGGAGGAGGAGGACGCGGCGCUGGUUGCAAAGAUGAAGUCGUUCUUGUUGAGGCCGGCGGAGGGGCAGGCGCCGAGGCAGCUGCUGACGCUGGCGGACAUUAGGAAGAACUACCAGCUCGAGCUGGACAGGAUUGUGGCGAUUCAGAAUAAUCAGUUUGGUAUCAUGGGGGAGGGUGACGAAGACGUGGACAUGAUGGAUAUUGCUUAGAACAGACAACAG